CACCGCCGGGUCUCCGGGGGCUGCAGCAGCGGCGGCGGCGACAGCGGCGCCGCCCGCGGUUCCCACCGGGGCCCGGGCGCCGGCCCCGCUCUGCAGGAUGGGCACGGUGCUGUCUCUUUCCCCCGCCUCCUCGGCCAAGGGCCGGAGGCCCGGCGGGCUGCCCGAAGAGAAGAAGAAAGCGCCGCCCGUGGGGGACGAGGCGCUGGGGGGCUACGGGGCGCCGCCAGCAGGCAAGGGCGGCAAAGGCGAGAGCCGACUCAAGCGGCCGUCCGUGCUCAUCUCGGCGCUUACCUGGAAGCGCCUGGUGGCCGCGUCUGCCAAGAAGAAGAAAGGCAGCAAGAAGGUGACGCCCAAGCCGGCGUCCACUGGCCCCGACCCCCUGGUCCAGCAACGCAAUCGCGAGAACCUUCUCCGCAAGGGCCGGGACCCCCCCGACGGCGGCGGCGCCACCAAGCCCCUGGCGGUGCCGGUGCCCACCGUGCCCGCGGCCGCAGCCACCUGCGAGCCGCCGUCGGGGGGCAGCGCGGCCGCCCCGCCGCCGGGUUCGGGCGGGGGCAAGCCGCCGCCGCCGCCACCCCCGGCCCCGCAGGCGGCCCCGCCGGUGCCCGGGGGCUCGCCGCGGCGGGUCAUCGUGCAGGCGUCCACCGGCGAGCUGCUGCGCUGCCUGGGCGACUUCGUGUGCCGCCGCUGCUACCGCCUCAAGGAGCUGAGCCCGGGCGAGCUGGUGGGCUGGUUCCGCGGAGUGGACCGCUCACUGCUGCUGCAGGGCUGGCAAGACCAGGCCUUCAUUACGCCCGCCAACCUGGUGUUCGUGUACCUGCUGUGCCGCGAGUCGCUGCGCGGGGAUGAGCUGGCGUCGGCCGCCGAGCUGCAGGCCGCCUUCCUCACCUGCCUCUACCUCGCCUACUCCUACAUGGGCAACGAGAUCUCCUACCCGCUCAAGCCCUUCCUCGUGGAGCCCGACAAGGAGCGCUUCUGGCAACGCUGCCUGCGCCUCAUCCAGCGGCUCAGCCCCCAGAUGCUGCGGCUCAACGCCGACCCCCACUUCUUCACGCAGGUCUUUCAAGACCUCAAGAACGAGGGCGAGGCCGCCGCCGGCGCCGGGGGUCCACCCAGCGGGGGCGCGCCCGCGGCCCCCGCCGCCGCCUCGGCCGCCAGGGACAGCUGCGCGACCGGAGCCAAGCACUGGACUAUGAACCUGGACCGCUAG
This is a messenger RNA of Canis lupus familiaris (dog), 1210 nucleotides long. RefSeq names its product cyclin dependent kinase 5 regulatory subunit 2 (gene CDK5R2). Gene Ontology annotation, molecular function: protein kinase binding; cyclin-dependent protein serine/threonine kinase activator activity. Lineage: Eukaryota; Metazoa; Chordata; Mammalia; Carnivora; Canidae. The transcript has a single exon. Bases 98 to 1210 code for a protein of 370 amino acids. Gene Ontology annotation, cellular component: protein kinase 5 complex; cytoplasm. Gene Ontology annotation, biological process: activation of protein kinase activity; positive regulation of cyclin-dependent protein serine/threonine kinase activity; brain development. The record is from RefSeq and is a predicted model, not a curated record.